CUGGCGGAUCAGUACGGAGAACGGUACAGUAGACACCAGAGAAAUAGUCAAGACUAUCCGUGACAUCAUUGCUUUAAAUCCUCUGUACAGGUAAUUGUGCUUUUAAAUAAAACUGGAAGGUGGUGGCCAGACCUCCAGUCACUUGUGCGAUUCAUAAUUAAUUGCAAUUACAAUUACAAAUGUGGUGCACUGCCAUAUUGAGUAACUGAACUAGGAAUCCCUCCUUUCUGAAUUUCAGUUAUCAUUUCCAAGCCCUGUGCUCUUGAAGUCCUGCACAGUGCUGGCCUGGAGAGAUCUAAAUCUGUGUUUCUGCCCUCAGAGAAUCAGUGCUUCAGAUGAUGCAAGCUGGCCACAGAGUUGUGGACAACCCCAUCUAUCUGAGCGACAUGGGGGCUGCCUUAACGGGGGCAGAGUCGCACGAGUUACAGGAUGUGCUGGAAGAAAUCAAUCGGUACCUGGUCCCUCAGUUGAGGACGCUGUGUGGUCUGGAUAAGGAGAAGACGAGCAUCACCCAGGAGGCGCUCUCUGUCCUGAUCAAGCAGUACUGCCGGGAGAGCGGGGUCAGGAACCUGCAGAAACAAGUGGAGAAGGUGUUCCGGAAGUCUGCCUACCGCAUUGUGAAAGGGGAGGCCUCCUCUGUGCAGGUGACGGCUGACAACCUGGUGGACUUUGUGGGGAAGCCCAUCUUCACUGUGGACAGGAUGUAUGACAUCACUCCCCCGGGGGUGGUCAUGGGCUUAGCCUGGACUGCCAUGGGCGGCUCGACGCUGUUCAUCGAGACCUCUCUGCGCAGGCCAAGGAGCAGGAAGGACCCGGAUGGGGUGAGGGAGGGCUCCCUGGAGCUGACGGGCCAGCUGGGGGACGUGAUGAAAGAAAGCGCCAAGAUCGCCUUCACCUUCGCCAGGGCAUUCCUCAUGCAGGAGCAGCCCGACAACGACGUCCUGGUGUCACCCCACAUACACCUGCACGUGCCAGAGGGCGCUACCCCGAAGGACGGCCCCAGUGCCGGCUGCACCAUCGUCACUGCUCUGCUCUCCCUGGCUAUGAACACGCCAGCCCGGCAAAAUGUGGCCAUGACCGGAGAGGUGUCCUUGACAGGCAAGAUCUUACCGGUCGGGGGCAUCAAGGAGAAAACCAUUGCGGCCAGGCGAGCAGGAGUGACCUGCAUCCUCCUGCCAGCAGAGAACCAGAAAGACUUCUCCGACCUGCCUGCCUUAAUCACCGAGGGCCUGGAGGUGCACUUCGUGGAGCACUACAGUGAGACCUACAACAUCGUCUUCCCCAAACAGGGACCAGCAGCUCGUUUGACAGGUUGAGCGGUUUUGUGUUGGGGGAUCACAGGUGUUCAGUUAGUGAUGGUUUUCCAUUUAGACCAGGAAUCGCAAAUCCAAAUUAGACAAGCAAGUACCAGUGGUCGAGGUGAGCUAGUGUCUUCUGGUUGUUUCAAUUGAGCCAUUACUUCUCUGCACCAGUUAUUGGUUUGAUUAGUCCAGAUCUUUUGCCAUUGAUGAAAUCUAUAAAACCUGCAGGAUUGGGGCUCCCCAGGACCAGGGUUGAAGACCCUUUCAAGAAAAGUGCAGUAAAUGUAAAUUUAUCUUUCAAAAUGAAUGGCUGUUAUUCAGUGUGAUCAUGCACUCCCACCAUUGGUGACCCGUCCCCGCCGCUCCCUUCUUUUAAAAGCUGACUGGAGAUCUGCUUUCCUCCCAGAGAAGAUAACCGAUGUCAGGAUUCUGAGGAAAAGGACAAAUAUCCUGGAGAAUACAAGGGUCGCAGAUUAUUGCUGCUAAGCAGCCCUGACCUGAUGCUUCACGUCUGUGUGAAAGUUAUUCACUUUUGUACAAAACCGUUUUCUCACAUGGUUUCCUUUUAAUAAUGCGUAUCAACCAUCUAUUAAAAUAUGUCUCUAAUUUAACAUAUGCAUGUGUUGGCUUUUCUUUGAAUACUUUAUUGAUCUUCAGACGAGACCCAGCCACACGGCGACUGCGUUUAACACAGAUUACAAAGCAAACAGAUUUGAGUAUUCCAUCCCCAGGAAUAUUUGUAAACACAAUGUAAUCUCACUAGCUUUACUCGUGGUAGAACAGAAGAUACAAAUCCCAAGUAUAAAUAAAUCAGUCAUUUACAUCAAAAUACAGAUCACAGCCUGCAGUCUUCCCCCUGAAUAAUCUUGCACACCAUGCAAGGCUGUAGCUCAAUGUAAACUUGUUCCAAUAUCAAACUGGGGUUGCCACCAGUUCAAUCUGCAACCAGACUUUAAACAAAAAUCAGAUUACAUGAUAAAGAACUUCUAUUUAGCAAACUUGUUCCUUAUUUUAAUUGAAGCUUCAAGAGUAAACAGCAUUGAAUAUACACAGUAACAUACAAGGCUGGUUUCACAGACCCAGAUAAGCACUAAUCUUGGGGCUGCUACCUUACCUGAGGUAACAUUAGCUAGUCCAAAACCAUUACUACUGGUGUCUGCGAAAGCAGACAAUGUAGAUUUACAAAGACAAACCUUUUCCAAAUGCAACU
Messenger RNA from Polyodon spathula (Mississippi paddlefish), 2511 nucleotides. RefSeq names its product lon protease homolog, mitochondrial-like. The transcript has 6 exons. The record is from RefSeq and is a predicted model, not a curated record. Lineage: Eukaryota; Metazoa; Chordata; Actinopteri; Acipenseriformes; Polyodontidae. Gene Ontology annotation, biological process: chaperone-mediated protein complex assembly; proteolysis; protein catabolic process. Gene Ontology annotation, cellular component: mitochondrial matrix. Bases 336 to 1316 code for a protein of 326 amino acids. Gene Ontology annotation, molecular function: single-stranded DNA binding; ATP-dependent peptidase activity; serine-type endopeptidase activity.